Lodderomyces theae is the source of this 834-nucleotide messenger RNA. RefSeq names its product acetate uptake transporter family protein. The transcript has a single exon. NCBI's taxonomy places the organism in Eukaryota, Fungi, Ascomycota, Pichiomycetes, Serinales, Debaryomycetaceae. The record is from RefSeq and is a predicted model, not a curated record. Gene Ontology annotation, cellular component: plasma membrane. Gene Ontology annotation, molecular function: acetate transmembrane transporter activity. Bases 1 to 834 code for a protein of 277 amino acids.
AUGUCGUCAACAUCCUCAAUAGAUAGCAAUAAACCAGCAACGUACCACGUCGAACAAACCGAAGUACACCACUAUCAAACCAACCAGACCACUCAAUCAUCCAUAUCGAGAAUCCACACACAUGGCGAAGGCAACGAAUUAGUCACCAUUGGAGGCCACACCUACUACCGCCACGAGUUGAUGUCGGCAUUUGGCGGAUCCUUAAACCCAGGAGCUGCACCGUUCCCCAAAUUCAACAUCAACCCCGCUCCAGUUGGAUUAUUUGCCUUUGGAGUAGGAUGUCUCCUCAUGGGGCUAUACAAUGCACGCGUCAUGGGUAUCACCAUCCCGGAAGUGGCCGUUUCCAUAGCUUGCUUCUACGGGGGGCUUUGUACGACGUUAGCCGGCUUGCUUGAGUUCUUCACCGGCAACACAUUUGCAUUCACAUUGUUGCUCUCGUAUGGAGGUUAUUGGUUCAGUUAUGCUGCGAUAUUCAUCCCGCAAUUUGGUAUUGCUGCUGCGUAUGCUGAAGAUCCGGUUCAAUUCCAGAAUGCCGUGGGAUUGUACUUGAUAGCAUGGACAAUCUGGACAUAUAUCGUCGUCCUGCUUCUUUUGAAAUCGACAUUGGGGUUUGUUCUCAUGUUUGUGUUUUUGGGAUUGACGUAUUUGGUCAUGGCGGUUUCGUUAUUUACUGAGAAUUUGACGGUUGCAAGAGCCGGUGGAAUCAUUGGGAUUAUAACGUCGGUUAUUGCAUUCUAUAAUGCGUUUGCCGGUGUUGCUACUCCAUUCAACUCGUAUUUCGUUCCAAAGGUUGUUAUGUUGCCCGAGGUAAGUUUUGGAAAGGGUAAGGAGUAG